AUGAAUGAGCUUGACGAUGCAUCCGAUCUGGAGGAGGUCGAUGUCAGCAAUGGACGUAACCAGCAGAGACCAGACGAUUCUGCCGGUCCAGCUUGUCAAGCGUGUCGUAAGAAGAAAGCAAAAUGCUCGAGAGAGACACCUUGCUCUCAAUGCAUCAAGAAUGGGACUUCCUGUCUUUAUGACAAAGAUAAGGGAAGACCAGGCAUGAAAGCUGGCGCCAUUGAGCGUCUUACUCGACGCCUGGAUGUCCUAGAGAAUAUGUUCCUUGGUCAGGGACUUCUUUGGCAGCAGGUGUGGAAUGCCCCCCAAUCGCAGCAUAAUCAACAAUCCCCGCCAAUAUCGAUACGCAGCGACUUGUCCGGCGGCACUGAGCAAGUCAGACAAUUUUUGGAGUCUCUAGGUCAGAAGAGAGCACGCAUCGAUGACCACGAUAUCUCCACCGGGCCAAACACAAAAAAGAAGCCACGUACCCAAGACGCUCAACAUCGCCUUCAAACCGAGCGCUCUCAGUCUGCAUUCGCCAAUUUUGAGUCCAUACCAGCCGAUUUACUCGACUCCCUAGUCGAGAUCUACUUUGCGCGCAUCCACCCCUGGAUUCCCGUACUCCACGUUAGGCAAUUUCGGAGGCAGUUGAAUUCGGAAAGCAGGGACGAUGCUGGCACCAUCUUGUGUGCCAUUACAUCGACCUGCGUCCGGUUCUCUGACAAUGUUCGAUUUGGGACAGCUGCAGAACGAUUUCAACUGGCACAGUCAUGUCGACAGUCUGUGAUCCUGCAAAGUAUGGAGUCCUUUUCAGUCACUAACCUUCAAGCCUUGAUCAUAUGCGCUUUCGAUAUUAUUGGAAGUGGCCGAGGUCCGUCUGCCUGGUCAAUUGUUGGAAGCAUGGCUCGUACGGUCGAACAGUUGCAACUCAGCAUCGAAGACGAAGACCCGCAACACAUGCCAUCCGAGACGAAAGUGCUUGUCAAGAGGAUGAAGUUUCUUAGGCCAUGUCAGACCUGGAGUGAACGAGAAGAACGAUGCAGAGUCUUUUGGAAUGUCUUCCUGAUGGACAGGUUCUGCAGCGUCACUACAGGCUGGAACGUCUGUUUGACCAGUGCUGAAGUCAGACGGCGAUUGCCGUGCGAGGGGGCGCUUUGGGAAGAGGGGAACCCGCUACAUAUUCUAACUCCAUUCUUCGGUGUAUCUGGUCCACCCGAGCAAGCAAGCAGCCAGCUACCAAACAGUCGCUCUGAGACAGCAGAUCAAGCAUCACUGGGCGGCUUUGCCUACUGUAUCGAAGCUACUGAGAAUUUGAGCUUGGUCACAUCAUUCUUCCUGCAGCAGGCGGUAGACGUGGCACGAGUUCAUGACAUACAAGUGUGGUUGAUGAGGUUCAAGCAACUGGAUCUCCGUCUUAUACAAUGGAAACUCUACCUCCCAGAGCGGUGGCGGCAGGCUUGUGCUCUCAACGAUGAUGGCAACAUGGACCCGAACCUAACCUUGGCUCACAUAACCCACAAUACCGCUGUCGUACUAUUACACCAAGGCAUUGCGUACCCGUCUUCCGAGUGGCAAUCGGUACCGAUCAAUCUGCCAUCUGCUUCGAGCGCAGACACAUGCUUAGCCGCUGCGAUCGAGGUAUCGAUCAUCGCUGAGGAGCUUCUCCGCAAUACAGACUUUCUGACGAAUCCGCAGUUCGCUUUCUGUCUGUUCGUUUGUGGUCGCAUGCUUAUUGCGCACUCUUUCUACUGUCAAAAUCAGUUGCCACUUGCGCUCGACAACCUCGUCAACAGCUUACACGAGAUGUCACGGCGAUGGAAUGGUCUUCAUUCAGCUUCGACUGAGAACCUGGCCUCCAAAUUUGCUUUGCGCCUGGAGCACGCUCGAAAAUCUGGGCUCGAACAUGCGGACAUGCGCCAGGCUGCAUAUUUUGAGGACCAGGCACCGUCUGUCGCCGUAUCGCCGAGACCGGACGAAAACAAUGCACGAGGCGAUGUCUACAAGCACAGCAGUCUGCAUCAUUCUCUCGGAACAUUCGGCGAAGUGUUGCCUUUGCCCGUGUGUCAAGGUGAAAGCCCUGACAGCAUAACGCUGGCUUUCCCGCCCCUACCGCUGGCGUUUGAGGCACAAAGUACGAGCGAAGUCCAGGGUAGAGUACCACCUGCAGUAAUGCUGAAUGGCGAAAUGCAAGAUCCUGGUGCACAAUAUCAUCAAGACGCGCAUUUACCGUCAGAAGCACCGCUUGGGAACAACAUCACUUUCGAAAACAUGGCGUCCUAUCUGGAUUACCCAUUCCUCCCGGAUCAGCGAGUGAGCGCCUUUUCCAACCCACAGGGAAUGUAA
This is a messenger RNA of Didymella exigua CBS 183.55, 2325 nucleotides long. RefSeq lists its product as uncharacterized. Lineage: Eukaryota; Fungi; Ascomycota; Dothideomycetes; Pleosporales; Didymellaceae. The transcript is spliced from 2 exons. Bases 1 to 2325 code for a protein of 774 amino acids. The record is from RefSeq and is a predicted model, not a curated record. Gene Ontology annotation, cellular component: nucleus. Gene Ontology annotation, molecular function: DNA-binding transcription factor activity, RNA polymerase II-specific; zinc ion binding; DNA binding. Gene Ontology annotation, biological process: regulation of DNA-templated transcription; DNA-templated transcription.